Messenger RNA from Hypoxylon trugodes, 1159 nucleotides. Its product is annotated as emp24/gp25L/p24 family/GOLD-domain-containing protein. Bases 198 to 854 code for a protein of 218 amino acids. Gene Ontology annotation, biological process: endoplasmic reticulum to Golgi vesicle-mediated transport; intracellular protein transport; Golgi organization. The transcript is spliced from 3 exons. NCBI's taxonomy places the organism in Eukaryota, Fungi, Ascomycota, Sordariomycetes, Xylariales, Hypoxylaceae. Gene Ontology annotation, cellular component: endoplasmic reticulum-Golgi intermediate compartment; COPII-coated ER to Golgi transport vesicle; Golgi apparatus. The record is from RefSeq and is a predicted model, not a curated record.
GGAUAGCGCUGGUUCUAGGUACCUAACCCCUGUAUUGGCCAUUUUUUCGAACGUGGCACCUUGAAGUCCACCAAGCUUUACAACGAUCAGAUCGACGAUAUCGCCAUAGCGACCCUCUAUCAAUCCCGAAUACGGCCGACGAACACGAGUCACUCAAUUGAAAUACAUCCUAUUCGAUACGGCAUAUAGGAAGAAAGAUGAGGGUGUUCCUCCCCUUCCUAAUGCUGGGCUCCGUCGCCCAUGCGCUGUACUUCUACCUCGACGGCACCAACUCGAAAUGCUUCUUCGAAGAACUGCCUAAGGACACAUUAGUAGUCGGUCAUUACAACGCCGAAGAGUUCGACGACAACACGCAAACAUGGUCUAAACACGAUGGCAUUAGUAUCUACAUCUCCGUCGACGAAAUCUUCGACAACGACCACCGCGUCGUAUCCCAAAAAGGCUCAUCCUCCGGCCGAUUUACCUUCACCGCAGCCGACGCAGGCGAGCACAAAAUCUGCUUCACACCAAGCAGCAGCAGCGGGCGUCCCGGCUGGCUCUCCGCCUCGCAGCCCAACGGCGGUAUACGCUUAACCCUCGACCUGGCCAUCGGAUCUUCUGAAAUCGAGUCUACGGAUAAGAACAAGCUAGUAGAUAUCUCGCAGCGCGUGCGAGAUUUGAAUGCGCGGUUGUUGGAUAUUAGGCGGGAGCAGAUUUUUCAACGUGAACGCGAAGCCGAAUUCCGCGACCAAUCCGAAUCAACCAACUCGCGCGUAGUCCGAUGGAUGGUCAUCCAACUCGUCGUUCUCGGUAUCACCUGCGCCUGGCAACUCUCCCACCUGCGAUCUUUCUUCAUCAAGCAGAAGCUUACUUAACCCCCUUCCUCACCCCUUGACGAUGAUGUCUAUUAGGGUAUUACGGAUUUACUCAAGAAGGAAGAUACGAGGUUUAUUAAUUGCCAUGGUAGCGAUUCGGGUGGACUGAUGAAAAUAAAAACAAAACGUGACGAGAUAUUGGAAACGAGUUAGUCGGACUCGGGAUUUGUCAGGUACUUUGGUGUAUUGAUAGCAUACCCGCGUAGGCAGACAAAACCUACAAGUUACAAACCUCUCGAGUCCCUUAUAUCACCAGUGAAUCACUUUUACAACCCACCAUAAAUUCUUAUAAAGCUAAUACAAGA